AUGAGUCUCAGAAAGAGCAAGCUUGAUUUACUCGUCCGCGUCCGUUAUUCAAAUCCACUCCCCGCGCCCCCAUAUCCUCCAAAACUACUUGAUAUCACUACGAAUCCGUUACGCUAUGCCCAACCAGCGUUCAUCAACGCAAUCACAAACGACACACCUCUUCCGAUGAUUAUUGACGCCGAAUGUGGCAUGCCUCUGGACCUUGGACGCUGGGAGUGUCUAUGGGAAGAGGAUGGGAAUGAUACCACACUGAAUCCUGACCCGGAUAACUUGCCUUCCCUCGACCCAAAAGAUCGCUUCCUUCUUAGUGACCCUUCAGCAUCUGCUGCACCCUACCCCAAUGGUCCAACAAUAUCAGGGACGUUGUCACCUCUCCCUCCACACGUACCCUGGCUCCGAAAAACGGAGUAUCUCAGCCGCGAAGGCGUACAGCGCACUUCAUCACACGAAUCGAAACAAGUUCUCCAACCUAUCGAUGUCUCACAUGAGGCGCAACUUUGUACCAUCGAAGCCGGCUUCGCCGCUUGUACAUCCCUUGACUUGAUCACACUCUCUCAUCCCAACAAGGCCGGUGUCACCGCUGUCGAGUCCUACGAGGUGCUCCCAGAUGCAGACAUCUGGGCCAAUGCAUACGACUUGUUCCGUUUCAGCGAGCGCCCCGGCGAACGACCCGCAGACACGGAAGACCCACGGCUGGACUGCGCGAUUCUGCGCCCGAUGGAAAGUGACGGGGAUCACUUCCUCGCAUAUUACUUGACGAAGGAGGACGCCGAUGCCCUGGAAUUCAAAGAGGAACGAUUGGCACCGAAAGGGGGCGACGAGAACGGGUCAACGGCAUUCCACUUCAUACGCGACUACGAGACCGUCAAAAUCGAACAAGAAGUACCCAAUGAAUUUUUACUUCUUCUUGACAAUGGAGACACAGGCGAGCGCAGGCCAGGCGCAUAUUACAAAAAUAUCGAGCGCAAGAUGACGCUUAAGAAGAAGCGGAUGAAUCAAAGCGAUACCUAUGCAGACAAGUGGCAAGUUGUGCAUAUUUCACACGUGCCCAUGAGCAGCGAGGAAAUCGACGAGCGCAAUGACGCUCUCUCGGAAGUUGUAGAUCCACUGUACCUCUUUUCGCGUGAUGCCGAGGGUGAGGUAGAUGCGGAUGGCGAAGUGGACGUCGGGGGGAUAGAGAUGGGUGCAGAAGGAGGUGCAGAAGGGGGGAUUAUGGCUGAAAUCUUUUGA
Messenger RNA from Suillus subaureus, 1230 nucleotides. Its product is annotated as RNA polymerase II-associated. Gene Ontology annotation, molecular function: RNA polymerase II complex binding; chromatin binding. NCBI's taxonomy places the organism in Eukaryota, Fungi, Basidiomycota, Agaricomycetes, Boletales, Suillaceae. Gene Ontology annotation, cellular component: Cdc73/Paf1 complex. Gene Ontology annotation, biological process: transcription elongation by RNA polymerase II. The transcript has 5 exons. Bases 1 to 1230 code for a protein of 409 amino acids. The record is from RefSeq and is a predicted model, not a curated record.